Molecule: messenger RNA, 2509 nt
Organism: Darwinula stevensoni
Lineage: Eukaryota; Metazoa; Arthropoda; Ostracoda; Podocopida; Darwinulidae
Source: the annotation of a GenBank genome assembly
AUGAUGAAAUCGGGAGAAAUUGAAUGGAUUUUGAGCGGGUCGGCCUAUGGUCGACGGGGUCGACGUCCACCGUUGUCGGCCUUCGCUUUGCACAUCCUUGGGAUCCGGGGAGAAGAUCAUGAGAGUGUCGGCGAUUCCUCUCGAAAAUACGGGGGGAAGAGCCUCGAGACGAUUCUCUCAUUUCCGCCGCGUCGAGAUGAAUCCGACACGGCUCGGUGCCCCGGCCGAUAUUUCAAGGACUUCGUUUCCUCCGCGCAGAGGCAGGAGAAGACGUACAAGGGAGAGGUGGACGCCCUGAAGACGCAGCUGGGGGAGACGCAGCGGGGGAUGCAGAAGAAGGAGGACGAGAUCUUCGCCGCCCACGAGACCAUCUCCAUGCUGGAGGACCAGCUCGAGCAGGAGAGGAAGAAUCGGAUGGAGGCGGAGGGUCUCUUGCAGUUGAACCUGGAGGAGAGGAAUCGCUUGUACAAAGAGAACAGCUCCCUGAAGAGGCAGCUGAAUACACUUCAGAGCAGAUACAGCUUCUCCCAGUUCAAGAUCCAGGCGUUGAAGCGGCAAUGGGAGGACAGCACCAGGCUGCAGUUCCUCAUCCGCCUGGCGAUCCAGCACUGCGAGUCGUGCGUCCGGUGGGACUGCCACAUCUGCCAGGCGCUGCGGGGCGGGGAGGGGGUGGGGGCGGAGGGGGAGGGGAUGGAGGGGUCGAGGGAGUCGCUCGAGCGGGACCCUGCCAUCAGGACCGCUCAGGAGAGGUUAUCGAAGCAACUGCGGCAGGAGCACAGGGCGAUGCGACAGGCGAUAUCGGGCCUGUCCACCCACCCGCAUCCCGAAAAUCGCGGCGAGAAGGACCCUCGAGAAGCGAAGAACCAGCGACGAGAGAAGGACCAGCGCGACGAGGCGCAGGAGGACUCCGGGCUGAGCGAGACCUCCUCCUCCGACUGUGGGAGCAGCCUCGCCAGCAGCCUCCAGGGACCCGGACGGGUCUGGGUCGAGAGGCCCGCGCCGCGCGCUAUGGAGGAGGAGGCCGAGACGGGUCCCCCGACGCCGCAGCCGCAGAAGCGACAUCUCUCCAUUCGUCGGUGUAUCAAUCGGUUGAGCAUGAGGUUCAUCACAGGUGCGACGAUGAAGCGCUUCGUGAGCACGGUCUCCGCGUUGAAGCCCCUGGUGGAGGACCUGGGCGUGAAGCGGCGACACCCUGGCACGUGGCGCUCCCCGUGCAUCCGCGUCCCCGACCCCUUGGAGACUGCGGCGAACAACCUCGUGCAGACGCUGGAGAUGCAGCCGAAGAAGCUGAUGGAGGAGGGGAAGCAGCUGUACGCAUUCCUCAGGGGCAGGCACCCGCCCGCCGAGACGGACGACCUCCAGCGCCUCGGCCGGCAGGUGGAGGCGAAAGUCCUCGAGGAUUUAGGCUGGGCCGGGCAGGAGACGCUGGAGCAACGUCAGAUGCAGAAACUCAAGGCCAUCGUGUCUCGACGGCUCAAGAUCCGGGCCCACCACUGGCAGCCGAUCUCCUUCGACCUCCGCAUGGGCAUGGUCUACCUCACGGAGCGAUUCGCGCCGGAAUUCGCGGCCCUCACCGCCGUGUUCGCCGAGACGAAGCGCCAGGACCCCGACUUCAGCCCGAAAUACCUCUUCGACCUGGGCUCCGGCCUCGGCUCCGUGACCUGGGCCGCCGACGCCGCCUGGCCCGACUCCCUCCGCGAGCACUUCUGCGUCGACCCCUGCCGCGAGAUGAACGACCUGGCAUCCCUGCUCACCCGCGGCGGCGACCCCGACGCCACCCCCUGCAUCCCCCACGUCUUCCACCGCCAGUUCCUCCCCGCCUCCUCCGACCGCACCUUCGACCUGGUCGUCUCCGCCUACAGCCUCCUCGAACUCCCCGACAUCCGCUCCCGCGUCCAACUGCUGGAGAACCUCUGGAGGAAGGCCAGCGAUUACAUGAUCUUCCUGGAACUGGGUACCAACGCGGGCUUCGCGACCCUCCUCGAGGUAAGGGAUUUCGUGCUGGAGAUGGGGAAGCGGUCGGGGACGCCGGUGACGCUGGUCGCUCCCUGCCCCCACACGACCCUCUGCCCUCGCCUCGGGGCGGCCAAGUUCACUCCCUGCAACUUCCCGGUCCGGUACUUCCCGUUGGACUACGGCGAACAUCGCGAUGCCCAAAGCGAGGUCUUCUCCUACCUCGUGUUCAAGAAGGGAAGCACGGAAGAACCUCGAGGCCCUCGCGGUGAACCUCGAGGGCCUCACGAAGAGGCUCGAUGGCCCCGCGUGGUCCGCCCCGUCCUGACCCGCAGCCGUCACGCCGUCUGCCGCCUCUGCACCCCCCAGGGCACCCUCGAAGAGAUCAUCAGCACCCAGAGCAAACACGGCAAGGAGAUGUACCGCCUCGUCCGCUGGGCCGACUGGGGCGACCGCCUCCCCGUCGAAGCCCUGCUCGAGGGGACGUCGGGAGAACCGGGUCGCGAAGGAUCCUAGGUCGUCUUUCCUCGUCUCCGUUUCUUUUUUUAUACGACCG